Molecule: messenger RNA, 1314 nt
Organism: Coccidioides immitis RS
Lineage: Eukaryota; Fungi; Ascomycota; Eurotiomycetes; Onygenales; Onygenaceae
Product: RNA-binding protein NOB1
Exons: 1
Coding region: 1-1314 (437 amino acids)
Biological process (GO): ribosomal small subunit biogenesis; maturation of SSU-rRNA
Cellular component (GO): preribosome, small subunit precursor
Molecular function (GO): RNA endonuclease activity
Source: RefSeq, a predicted model, not a curated record
AUGACAGAGCCCACUGAAACUUCUGCACCGCCAAAACCGGUCCACACCAUUGUCCUCGAUGCCGGGCCACUUAUCAAGAACAUCCCACCCAUAUCCACCCUCCUCGCACAGUCCCACGUCCUCCUCACAACCCCAGCAGUUGUUUCCGAAAUUCGUGACCCGGAUGCCCGCCAGAGAGUGGAAACAUUAUACCUACCUUUCGUCGAGCGAAGGUCACCCAAACCUGAAAGUCUGAAAGUUGUCUCUGAAUUUGCAAGGAAGACUGGCGAUCGGGAGGUGCUAAGUCGGACAGAUUUGGAGAUUUUGGCACUGGCGUAUGAGGUGGAGUGUGAGAGAAAUGGAGGCGAUUGGAGGCUAAGAAAAGUCCCAGGACAAAAGGGAAUCAAUGGCGUCCCACCGUCAAAAGAGCAGCAGUGGAAGGCGGGGACCGAGCAGAAUGAGGCACAGGAAAAGUCGUCCGAAACCUCAGAUGAAGCGGCGGGGCCUGUGGCAGUGGAUGCUUCAAUAGAUGAUGUCGUGGAAGGUUUGGAGGAAACUACCCUGGAAGAGCCCAGCCAGCCUGCUGAACAGAGCUCUACUCCGCCUACUAAUGAGCCUGAACGAAUUGCGAUGCCCGAAGCUGGCUCUGAAGAUUCUGAGGGGAAUUCGCAGGACGAGCAGGCGUCAGAUUCAGAUGACGGCUGGAUUACACCGUCUAAUAUCAAACAACGGCAGGCUCGCGACGCAGCAAAAGCUGCAGCUUCCGUUGAAACAAAAACCAUGCAAGUUGCAACGAUAACAACAGAUUUUUCCAUGCAGAACGUGCUACUUCAGAUGAACCUUAACCUUCUCUCGACGAACAACCUCGAAAGAAUAAGGCGUCUCAAGUCGUACAUACUUCGCUGUCAUGGCUGCUUCUUUACUACCAGAGAAAUGACAAAACAAUUUUGCCCUCGAUGCGGCCAGCCCACACUCACCCGUGUUUCCUGCUCUACAACAGCGACAGGUGAAUUUAAGAUGCACUUGAAGAAGAACAUGCAAUGGAACAACAGAGGAAACAAAUUCAGCAUUCCAAAGCCUAUCGCAGGCACAUCAAGCGGAAAGUGGAACGGGGACGGAGGCGGCAAAGGAGGCUGGGGAACGGAGUUGAUCCUUGCGCCGGACCAAAAGGAAUAUACUAGAGCCGUCGCAGAAAACGGAAGAAGGGCUAGGAAAGGACGGGACCUCAUGGAUGAGGAUUACCUUCCGGGUAUCCUGACCGGAGAACGAACCCGAACUGGCGGAAGAGUCAAAGUAGGGGCCGGUCGAAACGUUAAUUCGAGGAGACGAAGAUAA